This is a messenger RNA of Triticum turgidum subsp. durum (durum wheat), 1035 nucleotides long. The record is from the annotation of a GenBank genome assembly. Lineage: Eukaryota; Viridiplantae; Streptophyta; Magnoliopsida; Poales; Poaceae.
AUGAUCACGUUCCGUUUGGGAUUUCCAGAACGCCGUUACCGACUCAGUGGCCAGCGUCCAGAUCCGGCUGACGGCGCCGUCGGGCGGUCCUGGCCGUCGGAUCGGGAUCCGAUCCCCCGGCUCCCUUGGCGUGUUAUAUGUGUACGCACACACGCGCACGGGGCUCACUCCGGACGGGGGAGAGAAUCCAAAGAGCAACCCAGCGGCAUCAUAUCCCUCCAUCCCACCGGCGCCGCGCUGCGCACUGCAGACGGAAACGGCCAAAGGAGGGCAGGCAGGAGCGCGCGGCGUGGGGCGAUGGGGAAGUACAUGCGCAAGUGCAGGGCGGAGGACGGCGUGGGCGGCGUGGAGGUCACGCAGGCCGUCGGCGUCCGGACCCGGUCGCGGGCGGCCGCGGCCAACGUCGUCGUUUCCAAGAGGAGGCGGCCGCUGCCGCCAAGCUCGCCCCUCGGCGGCGCCGCCGCUCGCGCCCAGAGCGGGAGCUGCUACCUGAAGCUGCGGAGCCGCAUGCUGUUCAUGGCCCCGCCGGCGCCUGCAUCGGCUGCUGGCCCAGGGCACAGGCCGGCGCCGCCGCUCCCGGCGGGCCUCUCGCGCUGCUCCAGCACGGCGUCGUCCGUGGACGCGUCGGCCGCGGGACAGGAUAGGAGCCUGCCGUCGUGCGGCUCCGACGCCGCUGCAAACAGCAAGGCAGGCGCUCCGGAGGGCUCAGCAAGCAACAACGCGGAGAGCGGCGGCAACCGCGAGAGGCGAGAGACGACGCCGUCCAGCCAUUUCCCCGGCGACCUGAGCGACCUGGAGUCGGAUCUGGCGGGCCAGAACAGCGGCCGGUCGUCGCUGCCGCAAACGCCGACCGCCCAGGUCCAGCCGGCCGCGAGGUCGAGGAUCCCGCCGGCGGCCGAGAUCGAGGAGUUCUUCGCGGCCGCCGAGGAGGCCGAGGCCAGGCGCUUCGCUUGCAAGUACAACUUCGACGUGGCCCGCGGCGUGCCUCUCGACUCCGGCCGGUACGAGUGGACCCCGGCGGUGAGCAGCAACUAG